UUUUCCUCCGACCCGUUCGUCAUCAUCGUCUCGUGUAGCCAUUUCUGUUUAGCAGAGAAAGCCCAGCAGACCCACAGCUCUGCCAAAAUGGCUCAGGCCAACUCGUUUGAGGCGAGCAGCUCUCAGAUUCAGGUGGAGCACGAUAAAAAGCGUCGGCAAUUUGUCAUAAGGCUGAACGGAUCCCACGAUCGAGCGGUCCUCCUGUACGAAUACGUUGGGAAGAAGACGGUGGAUUUACAACACACAGAGGUUCCAGAUGCUUACAGAGGGAGAGGAAUUGCCAAACACCUGGCCAAGGCAGCCAUGGAUUUUGUGGUGGAGGAGGACCUGAAAGCUCACUUGACCUGCUGGUAUAUCCAGAAAUAUGUCAAAGAGAACCCUCAGCCUCAGUACGUUGAACACAUCCAUCAAUGACCCAACAGGACAAGCAAAAAGACUUGAACACAGAGACUGUGUGCAGUAAGUUUUAGGCGGGAGGUUUCCAGGAUGCAACAAGAGAAACCUCUGAAGCAUUGCUAAACGCAAAACCAAGUGAACGCAGGUGAUCUCAAACCAGAGCUGUAGCGUCGGGUGGACGCGGACCGCUGGAGUAAAUCGUGCGAUCUCGACUUGCAGAGUCAAAGCAGCCCAAAGGUGGUGGCUUGUCCUUCCAGGACGUCACCCCACCCCUGACUUGAAGCAAAAGUUGCUUACAACAAAUUGAUGUCCUCCUUUUCACUACAAGAUAAGACUGACUUUGUGUCUUUUUGCAGUACUCAGAUGAAGAGAAACUGUCACAGUUACACUUAUAAUGUUUUAAAAUCAUGUUACUUUUAAUAUUUUCCAAUAUUACUCAUUUUUCUCUUAGUACAAUAAAGUAGUGCUACUACUGAAGAGUCUUGGAUGAAAAGACAUUUUUAAAACCCGGCUAUAAUUUCUUUGACUGAAGAAGAUGCAUUAGGGAUUACUUUAUUUCCCUUUAUCUUUUUUAAAAAUAUUUUUGGAAACAGUUUGACUACAGAAGUGCAAACUGAACAUAUCUAUUCUGACUGUGAUACAAGAACUUGAGGUUAGAGACACUGCUAUUAGUCAACACUUUCGCGGGGAUAUCUAUAUUUACUUCAGCUCAAACCAGCAUCAGUAGCGACACUCUUUAGAUUCAGGGCAUUUUUUUUUUAUUUCUUAAAGUGUGUUAAUUCUUACUCUCCAAUUCAGGAAAAUUAGCUUUCUCUUCUCACCACAGAAAAAAAAAAACUGAGAAUUUGAGAUUUUGCUGUAGACAAUCGUCGGUGUUGAGGAGACAAAUACCUCAGGCUAACUCGACACACUCCAAAACACUUUCUACUGACAACUGCAAUAAAAAUCCCUUUUUGUAUAACUUUCAUUUGGUGGCAUAAGGCUAUGAACUGGCCAAGGCAUUAUUUUUUUUUUUUUUUUGUCUUUUUUAUGUGGGUUUCUUUGGGUAUUUUUGUAAUAUUUGUUUUGUAUUGUUAAAACAAUGCCUGAUAUGUGCUCUGAGCAGGUGGCUCAGUCUGACAGAUUUGUCCACAUGUUCCUGUUACGCUGUUUCAUACUUGAUAUUGUUUUCUCUCUACUUGUUCUGAAUAAAUGACUCAUCUACUCGUCA
Poeciliopsis prolifica (blackstripe livebearer) is the source of this 1606-nucleotide messenger RNA. It is a transcript of the gene natd1, whose product is annotated as protein NATD1. NCBI's taxonomy places the organism in Eukaryota, Metazoa, Chordata, Actinopteri, Cyprinodontiformes, Poeciliidae. Bases 88 to 414 code for a protein of 108 amino acids. The transcript has 3 exons. The record is from RefSeq and is a predicted model, not a curated record.